This is a messenger RNA of Vitis riparia (riverbank grape), 1791 nucleotides long. RefSeq names its product UDP-arabinose 4-epimerase 1-like. Gene Ontology annotation, biological process: beta-D-galactose catabolic process via UDP-galactose, Leloir pathway. Bases 201 to 1457 code for a protein of 418 amino acids. The record is from RefSeq and is a predicted model, not a curated record. Lineage: Eukaryota; Viridiplantae; Streptophyta; Magnoliopsida; Vitales; Vitaceae. Gene Ontology annotation, cellular component: cytosol. Gene Ontology annotation, molecular function: UDP-glucose 4-epimerase activity. The transcript has 11 exons.
CAUGGAAGCAGAGAAUUCUCCGCUUAUUAGAACGCCCCCUCUCUCCUUUGUUUCAAACGUACCCAUAAGACCAGGAGACCUCCUUCCGUCUCUCUACUUUUUCUGGGUUAAGAUUACACCAAAGGCUUUCAAGGAGAGGUCUUACUUGAUCAUUUAGUUGGACCCUCACUACUAGGAGCAGAAUCUAAGAGGUUUUCCAAAUGCUAAAUUUUACUAGGAGCAGAAAUCAACCAAGGCCCAGUAGAUCCAUGCCUUUUGGAGGUAUGGAAUACGCAGACCCAAAAAGGAAGAGCAAUGUUGUAGGAAAAAUUCUUUUGGCUGCUACUCUAACAGCAUUAUGUAUUCUAAUGCUAAAGCAAUCAUCAAAUUUUAACACCCCAAGUCCGUUCUCUCGUCAUGAACCAGGGGUAACUCAUGUCUUAGUAACAGGAGGUGCUGGCUAUAUUGGUUCACAUGCUGCACUACGACUUCUCAAGGACUCACACCGUGUAACUAUAGUGGAUAACCUCUCGAGGGGAAACCUAGGCGCCAUUAAGGUUUUACAAGAACAAUUUCCAGAACCUGGGAGGCUUCAGUUUAUUUAUGCUGACCUCGGAGAUGCAAAAGCUGUAAACAAAAUAUUUUCAGAAAAUGCAUUUGAUGCUGUAAUGCAUUUUGCAGCUGUUGCUUAUGUUGGAGAAAGCACCCUUGAACCUCUCAGGUAUUAUCACAAUAUUACAUCAAAUACGUUGGUAGUAUUGGAGGCGAUGGCAGCCCAUGGUGUAAAUACAUUGAUAUAUUCUAGUACAUGUGCAACAUAUGGAGAACCUGAAAAGAUGCCCAUUACAGAACAAACUCCACAGGUCCCAAUUAAUCCAUAUGGAAAAGCCAAGAAGAUGGCUGAAGAUAUUAUCCUGGAUUUCUCCAAAAAUUCAGAAAUGGCUGUCAUGAUCCUAAGAUACUUCAAUGUGAUUGGGUCAGAUCCAGAGGGAAGACUAGGGGAAGCUCCUAGACCUGAACUUCGUGAGCAUGGUCGGAUAUCUGGUGCUUGCUUUGAUGCAGCUUCAGGUGUUAUUCCUGGGCUGAAGGUCAAAGGCACGGAUUACAAAACACCUGAUGGCACUUGUGUAAGGGAUUACAUUGAUGUUACUGAUCUGGUUGAUGCUCAUGUGAAGGCUCUUAACAAGGCUGCGCCUGGGAAAGUUGGAAUCUACAAUGUUGGCACAGGAAAAGGCAGAUCAGUGAAGGAGUUUGUUGAGGCAUGUAAAAAGGCAACUGGGGUGAACAUCAAAGUUGAAUACCUUGCCCGUAGGCCUGGUGACUAUGCUGAAGUUUUCAGCGACCCAAGUAAGAUCGACCAUGAACUGAACUGGACAGCUAAAUACACCGAUCUUCAAGAGAGUUUGAGGGUCGCGUGGAGGUGGCAGAAGGCACACCGCAAUGGAUAUGGAACAACCCCCCUGGCAAUGGCUUCUUGAUGCAUUCUACACAACCAUUCUACACCAAAAGACUAACGCAGACCCCUUGCCCCCACGGGUUCUAAUUCUCGCUCAAAUGAGGGCUUUGAGCUGAAGUUUCAUUCUUUUUUCGUUUCUGUUUGAUAAAGGGGGAGUUGUAGGUAGCCAUAUAGCCCAUUUAUUACAUGAAUUGGAGGAGAAAAUUAGUUGAAUAAUAAAAUCUCAAUCCUUGGUAGCUUUUAGCUGACAUCUAUCUUUUGUCCCAUUCUUUUUGGUAUAUAUAUGUAAACAGUAAGUCGAUUUGCUCCAAUUAAUGGUAUGGAUGAAUGCCUUUAUAAUUAGUAGAUUGAUGAUA